Messenger RNA from Daktulosphaira vitifoliae (grape phylloxera), 2815 nucleotides. RefSeq lists its product as uncharacterized. The record is from RefSeq and is a predicted model, not a curated record. Lineage: Eukaryota; Metazoa; Arthropoda; Insecta; Hemiptera; Phylloxeridae. The transcript is spliced from 2 exons. The coding region runs from base 213 to 2738 and encodes 841 amino acids.
GCUGACAUACAAAAAACGUACGGGAGUUUUUGCUUGUGCUUGUUUGACCCAACGGACAAUAAUUGAAUUCGCGUUUAUUGUUGAGUUAGUGUUACGAUUAUGAUGGCUGUCAAUUAAAAUAAAAACCGAAAACAACGCGAUCGGUUUUUUUGUUCGAAAUAAAUGAUUCAUUCUCCAUUACAAUAUAUUUCCACAUCAAUUAUUAAUAAAUAAUGGAUAUAAGAAUAAUUGCCAUAGUUUUACUGACUUUUUUAUAUGGUCUACAAGUGUUAGGAAAUGUCAUUGAGCGUAACGAACUCGAAGAGAAAAGAUUUCAAGCAUGGUUUGAUGAUUUUACACAAAACUAUAAUUCUAAUAACCUACAGCCAUAUCCAUCAACAAAUUCAAAACACAUACAACGUAUUUAUAAAAAAUCUAAAAAGCAAACAUUUGUUCCAAGUUAUCCAGAGAAAUUUAACGCUCCAUUACCAAUAUAUCCAUUUUUUUUGAAUCCUCAAUAUCAAGAAACUAUUUACACCGACUACGUACCUUUACAGUAUAAUACAGCCACACAUUUAAUACCUGUGCCAGAAUUAGUGUAUCCACAAGAGGAAAGUCACCACCGUGUUAUUAUACCUUUCAAUAACCCUUAUCCUAUUCUUUAUGGACAUUCAACAGUAUCAGAGGGUUUAAAACCUGAUGAUUACUUUACAUCAGUAGAUACUACACACAUUCCAAUAACUAAUCCUAAUAUACAUUGCCCUUAUGACAUAAAUAAUGGCGAUAGUAUUGAACUAUUGCAUACUAUUAAUAAUAAUUCAGGAGAAAAUGGUGACGAACAUGCAGAAAAUAACGUUCAUUUACAAAUAUUGGAACCUAUAAAAAAACCUACUCAUGUUGGAAUUGAGUCAAAUGAAAAUUUCAAUAACUAUGACAAACAAAAACCAGUAAAAGAUUUAAAAAUUAUUGAAAAUACUCCAUCCCCCGAUAAAAUUGAAAUACCAUUGAUAUCAAAUAUUAAUGAAAACCACGAAGAAAUUGGAAGUCAAGUAGAAGAAAACCAUGUUCACCCACAAGUAGUGUUAUCAAGUUCAGAAAAACCUAUACCAGAGGAAUUUACCAUUAAAAAUCAGGAAAACAAGCCAAUUACUACUCAAGAUGGCAAAAUAAUUAACAUUUCUCAAAAUAUUUCACCUAAUGAAGAACAUGUACAGCCGUCCAAUAUAGUUGAAGUAAAUAUUCCAACUCCAUCUCCAACAAUUAACAAAUAUACUUUGGGACCAAAUUUAUUUAAUAUACAGACUACACAAAAUAUACAUGAUCAUUUAAAUAUUGGAGAAAAUGACAAAUUAGAUGUAAGAUUUCCUAUAAUAAAUAUUCCUUUAUCAGAAAAUUUAGUUCAAAAUUCAAAAACUACAGAAGUGCCUUAUGAUUUAAAACAAAAUACAAUACAAAUAUCAAAUGUAAAAGAAAAACUUCCAGAAACAAACACAAAUGUUGCAGAAGCAUUAAAUAAAAUCAUAAAAUCCGACUUCAAACCUGAAACAGAAUUUUCAAACACUGAUGGAAAAUAUGAUGUUGGCGUAUUUUUGUCAACAAUAUCAUCUUUACCUAAAAUUCAAGAAACAACAACAUUUUCCUCUUUACCAUCGGUUACUACAAAAAUAAUAGAUGAAAAAGAUUAUUUAGAAAAUAAUAGACAAAAAGCAAACGACGAAGAUGAUUUAUCCGAUUUAUCAAUUUUAAUUCCUUCAUCUACUUCGUCGAGUAUAUUUCCAUAUUACCAAUCACCACAAACAGAGGACAGUAUAACAGAAUCCUCUGAAUUUUCAACUUUAACACCUUCCACACAAGCAACAUAUUACUUUUCAGUACCUCAAGAAUUUAGUAAGGUUUAUACUUUCAGCUCCACUACAACAGAUGAAACUACUUCAGUUCCUACUAUAUCUUCAAAUCAAUAUUACAGCACUGAACAUUUUAAGUCAGCUGAAGCGUUACAGAUUUCGAGCCUUAAAAAAGAAAUUAUUAAUAAUUCUUCAUCAAAUAAAAAUACACACGAAUCAAACAUAAGCAGUUAUAAAGACACAGUACAGCCAUUGGAAAACUCAGAUGAUCACGAUGACACCGAUGACUCUGAUGACUCCGAUGACUCCGAUGACUCCGGUGACUCUGAUGGCCGAAUAGAGCAAAAAUUAUCUAAUCCUACUUUAUCACCUGAAUGCCAAUCAUCUCAAAAUAGUAAAAAUAACGAUAACUCAUGUUAUAAUAAUGAGUAUAUGAUUGGUCGAUCUAGUGGUCAUUCAAGACUAUCAGCAAAAAUACCAAAAUUAAUAAUACCAACGAAAAUUAAACCACCAUUACACGUUUUACCCAAACACAUUCUACCUAAAAUACAUCCAAAACUACAUCAUAUUGGUCGAGAUUCAGAAGACAAUGAAGAUAGAGAUGAGCAUAAUACAGAAUCACCCGAAAUUGAUGAGAUUAACACAGCAAAGUUAUACACUACAGUAUCGAAACAAUAUACACCAAACAAUCACGGCACGCCAGAACAAAUAGAAAUUCUAUUGAAAAAAUUAUCCAAAUACUUCAAACCUGAAUACGAAAGCCAAAUUUUGACAAAACAAAAUAACUUACGAAUGUUGUCCCAUCCAGAAGAUAAAGAAUUAGUUAUAAUUCUACCGUGGGUAUUGUCAGAACCAUAUAAAAAUUUGGCACAAAAAAAACAAAUAGAAAUUAUUAAUUACAAUGGGACUGAAUAAAAAAAUUGAUAAAUCAUGUGAAAAUAUUUUUUAUGCAAAAUGUUUUUAUAAAAAAAUAAAAAAAUCAUUUCAUUUUA